Molecule: messenger RNA, 1439 nt
Organism: Ochotona curzoniae (black-lipped pika)
Lineage: Eukaryota; Metazoa; Chordata; Mammalia; Lagomorpha; Ochotonidae
Gene: SERPINF1
Product: serpin family F member 1
Exons: 8
Coding region: 68-1324 (418 amino acids)
Biological process (GO): negative regulation of endopeptidase activity; negative regulation of angiogenesis; positive regulation of neurogenesis
Molecular function (GO): serine-type endopeptidase inhibitor activity
Source: RefSeq, a predicted model, not a curated record
GCCCCUCAGUGUGUAGGCUUGGAGACAGCUGGCUUGAGUGGAGCUGCAGCGGACCCACAGGCCCGGGAUGCAGGCCCUGGUGCUACUCCUCUGGACUGGAGCCCUCCUUGGGCAUGGCAGCUGCCAGGACACCGCAGGCGGUCAGGAGGAGGCCUCCCCAGCCCCUGACGGCACAGGGGCACCGCUGGAGGAGGAAGACCCCUUCUUCAAGGUUCCAGUGAACAAGCUGGCAGCGGCAGUUUCCAACUUCGGCUAUGACCUGUACCGCCAGAGGUCCAGCGCAAGCCCUGAGGCCAACGUGCUCCUGUCCCCGCUCAGUGUGGCCACGGCGCUCUCCGCCCUCUCACUGGGAGCGGAACAGCGAACCGAAUCCCUCAUUCGGCGGGCGCUCUACUAUGACCUCAUCAGCAACCCAGACAUCCACAGCACCUACAAGGACCUCCUGGCCGCAGUCACUGCCCCGCAAAAGAACUUCAAGAGUGCCUCGCGGAUUGUCUUUGAGAGGAAGCUGCGGAUAAAGUCCAGCUUUGUGGCGCCGCUGGAGAAGUCGUAUGGGACCAGGCCCAGGGUCCUGACUGGCAACCCUCGGCUGGACCUUCAGGAAAUUAACAACUGGGUACAGACCCAGAUGAAAGGCAAGAUUGCCAGAUCCACCAGGGAGAUGCCCAGUGACAUCAGCAUUCUCCUCCUUGGAGUGGCUUAUUUCAAGGGGCAGUGGGUGACAAAGUUUGACUCCAGAAAGACUUCCCUGCAGGACUUCCACCUGGAUGAGGAGAGGACCGUGACAGUGCCCAUGAUGUCCGACCCCAAGGCCGUGUUACGCUAUGGCCUCGAUUCAGAUCUCAACUGCAAGAUUGCCCAGCUGCCCCUAACUGGAAGCAUGAGUAUCAUCUUCUUCCUGCCCCUGAAAGCAACCCAGAACUUGACCUUGAUAGAAGAGAGCCUCACCUCUGAGUUCAUCCAUGACAUAGACCGGGAACUGAAGACCAUCCAGGCAGUCCUGAGCAUGCCCAAGCUGAAGCUGAGCUACGAAGGCGAGGUUACUAAGGCCCUGCAGGAGAUGAAGCUGCAGCCCUUGCUGGAGUCACCUGACUUCACCAAGAUCACAGGCAAACCUAUCAAGCUCACUCAAGUGGAACACCGGGCUAGCUUUGAGUGGAACGAGGAUGGGGCAGGAACUGGCCCCAGUCCGGAACUGCAGCCCACCCGCCUCACCUUCCCCCUGGACUACCACCUGAACCGGCCUUUCAUCUUUGUACUGCGGGACACGGACACGGGGGCCCUGCUCUUCAUAGGCAAGAUCCUGGACCCCAGGGGCACCUAAAGUUCCAGCACCCUACGAAACCCCAGAAGGGACGGCACAUUAUAUAUUACAUUAAGGCUGCCCUGGUGACGUUUCAAUGUAUACGUGCCAAUAAAAGAGCUUUAUCUUUCACUUU